Messenger RNA from Anopheles aquasalis, 1382 nucleotides. RefSeq lists its product as uncharacterized. The record is from RefSeq and is a predicted model, not a curated record. NCBI's taxonomy places the organism in Eukaryota, Metazoa, Arthropoda, Insecta, Diptera, Culicidae.
GGCGCCACAAUGCCGCUCUUAAAUAUUGAUAAAAAUAUCCUUGAUUCUAUGAGGAAUUGCAUAGUUCUUAUCGAACCAAUCGAAACCGAUAAGCUGAAGACUGUCCCAAGUGUCGAGAACGUGCCUCGUAAAAGGAAACCCCUUCAAUCCAUUGAUCUUUUGCGCUUACAGGUGGUCCUGGAACCGUUACCGCUGACCGAGUUGCUUGGUGGAUCCUCGCUGAAGAAGAGAAAGAAAGAACCGAUCGUCCGGAAAGUCGACAUCAAACAUGAGCUGGAAGAUGCCAACAAGCUGUCCAUGAUGAGGUUAAUCCAAGAGUACGAAGGUAAAGAUCCGGAUGAGUUUCUGGCGUUCUGUAGCAACCGGAUGCAGCGAGAAACCUGUACCAGCGCGACACUCCUAACCAUCGAACAAGCGGACACGGAUCUCUGGCACGAGCUGCGUAAAGGACGCAUCACGGCAUCGCGCAUGCACGAAGCCUCACGCUGCACUGUGCGCAAUGGAUCACUGACAAACAAAAUUAUGGGCCUUUCGUCGGGGUUUUCGUUGGCGAUGAAGCGCGGUACCGAGCUGGAGGGACAGGUUUUGGCUGAACUGCAAAAGGAGUUUCCCUCACUCCGACCAACCGGUCUCGUGCUGGAUCCGGCAUAUCCGUGGAUGGGCGCAUCGCCGGAUGGGAUUGCCGAUGAGUUUGUGCUCGAGAUCAAGUGUCCCUACACGCCGAAGACGUACGCUUGCUACGUGGACGUAACCAAACUCUCGAAGAAAUAUUUCGCCCAAAUUCAGCUGCAAAUGCACAUGACCCAUCGGACGAAGGCCUUGCUCGGGGUAGCGGCGUUGGAUUUCGAAACGACCAAAAAAGUCUCCAAAGUGUGGAUUGAUUACGAUAAGGAGUACGUAGCAAAUAUCAUGGAAGACUCGCUCGCGUUUUGGCGUGAAGCGGUGUUCAAAGCAAUGCUGCGGAAAUUCAAUAGAAAGUAAGAUCAACUACAGCAAAAUAUUUAGCCAAGAAGCUAGGUAAACUAAAGUGUAGAAACUCACAACAUUAACUUUGACGAAGUUUAAAGUGUACAAAUGAAUUGUUUCACUAGAGAUACCGGGGAUUCCUUUCCUCAUUGUUGGACAAAUAGCGGAAUAUGACGCCAACGCCCUAGUUUGGCGUUGUAUUCUCUCACCGGUAUACCCUUUAGCCUGAGGAAAAACGAAUAGUUGAAAGUGAAGAAUAGAAGAGUAUUCUAGCAAAAAUGUAAAUUAACGAAGGUCACUGAGACUCCGUUUAGGAAAUAUUCCAUGUUCAAUUUGAAAUCGAGGCAACCUAUGAUUCCUGCACGUGUUUCUGUUAUGCUCUGCUAACGAAAUUAAGUAAAAAAAAUCGAAAACAA